UGGGAAUUGUUUUUGCUUUCUCCACAGACGGGCAUGCUCUCAUCUGAUCUGGGCCAUCACUGAGCCAAGGCAAAGAGUGAAGGAGGAAAAAAUAAACUCCACCACCAUGUGCUACGGGAAAUGCGCACGAUGCAUUGGAUAUUCUCUGGUGGGGCUCGCUGUCCUCUGCAUUGUGGCUAAUAUUUUGCUUUACUUUCCCAAUGGGGAAACAAGGUAUGCUACUGAAGACCAUCUCAGCCGCUUCGUGUGGUUCUUCUCCGGCAUCGUAGGAGGAGGCUUGCUGAUGUUCCUGCCGGCAUUCGUCUUCAUUGGGCUGGAGCAGGAAGACUGCUGUGGCUGCUGCGGCCACGAAAACUGCGGCAAAAGAUGCGCGAUGCUUUCCUCUGUACUGGCCGCUCUCAUCGGAAUUGCAGGAUCUGGUUACUGCGUCAUUGUGGCAUCGCUGGGCUUAGCGGAAGGACCAAAAUGUCUUGAUGCCAGUGGCCAGUGGAAUUACACGUUUGCCAGCACUGAGGGAAAUUACCUUCUGGAUACCUCCACAUGGUCCCAAUGCAUUGAACCCGAGCAUGGAGUGGAAUGGAAUGUCUCUCUGUUUUCUAUCCUCUUGGCACUUGGUGGAAUUGAAUUCAUCUUGUGUCUCUUUCAAAUAAUAAACGGAGUGCUUGGAGGCAUCUGUGGUUAUUGCUGCUCUCGCCAACAGCAAUAUGACUGCUAGAAGAACCACCCCAAGACAAAACCACAAUCUUCCUCAAUGUCACUGUAAUUUAUAUAUUUUACUUGUAUUAAUUUGUAAAACUUUGUACUAGUGUAUCAUACACCACAUAUUCUACUUUUAUAAAUGUGUAUAAAGACUGGCAUCUUCAUGUGCUGUCAGUAUUUGAUUUCAGCAAAGAAAUUAUUUUAUUUUAUUUUUUUUAGGAAUAAGAAAAUAAACUACACUCUGGAGGUAAUUCACAGACUGAGUGACAGUUCUCAGCCUACCUGAGAUAAACUCUGGCUGAGGUCAUGUUUUUGAGAAACGUUACAAAGAUAAACACCACAUUCCGAUUACUAUUGUAUAUAUUUAUAUGUGCACGUGUUUAUUAAAUGAAAGAUUUCUAGUUGCCUUUUUUAAGACCAUUAAGGAGAAAAUCAAACAACCUGAAAAGAUAUAUUUUUUCACUGUUUAUAUGGUGUUUCCCAUUGGUAUGCCUGCAGAUCUCUAAGUGGCCUUUUGAACUGUUUCAUGCUAUGAAAGAGACAGAUACUUCCCCGGAGUCGGGGGGACAGAUUGAGAAUGCUUGAAUCCAAAUGAAUGAGUCAAAAUAUACAAUGCAGCGAGUUGCUGCAAGGACUACCAGAUUUUUCUAACACAUGGAAAGAUUUUUGUCCUUCAAAAACAAGACUAAGGAUCAUGGACUUAAAAAGAGAAAGGCCUGGGGAAUUGGACAAGAAGAAAGAUGGGAAACGGAAUAAAGCAGUUGAGCAGCAUCAUGGGGACAUGGGGGAGGAGGGGCAGGAGGACCAUGAGGAAAUAACCCCCCAAAUUUGCUCGUUUAAAUACAACAAAUAAAGUAUUGACUACCA
This is a messenger RNA of Hippopotamus amphibius kiboko, 1566 nucleotides long. It is a transcript of the gene TM4SF1, whose product is annotated as transmembrane 4 L six family member 1. The record is from RefSeq and is a predicted model, not a curated record. Lineage: Eukaryota; Metazoa; Chordata; Mammalia; Artiodactyla; Hippopotamidae. Bases 107 to 715 code for a protein of 202 amino acids. The transcript has 5 exons. Gene Ontology annotation, cellular component: membrane.